AUGGACGGACGGACACUCCCGGGCAAGGACGCUCCGGGGCGGCGUGUCCAGCCGCGCGCCCUGCAGCCCGGUGGCCGCUGCGCCCCCUCCGGGCCGGCCUUCCCGGGGCGCCCGCGCUCGGCCCCCGCCCGGCUCCCCGUGGCCCCGGGGCUGCGCGGCCACCGCGCCCCCCGCCCGGCGGACCCCCGCCCCCGGGGUCGCGCACUCACCGCUCCGCCGCGCCGCCGCCGCCGCUUCCGGGCCCGUCACGUGACCGCGCGGCCGUCACGUGCCCGCGAGCCGGGCCGCAGCGCCCUCUGCACCAUGUCCGGGAGCAGCGGGAGCCCCCAGGGUGCCGGCACCCUCAGCCUGGACCUCGUGGGCCCUACGGCCAGCAGUGAGAAGCAGCAGCAGCAGGAGGACGUGGGCCAUGGGGACGCCGGCGCCUGUGAGCAGGGGGGCACGGGGAAGACCCAGGGAAUCACAGAGUUCCAGGCCUUGGUGCACCUGGUGAAGGGCAACGUGGGCACCGGGAUCCUGGGGCUGCCCCUGGCCAUGAAGAACUCGGGCGUCCUGGUGGGCCCCAUCAGCCUGCUGGCCAUGGGCUUUGUGGCUACCUACUGCAUGCACAUCCUGGUCAGAUGUGCCCAGCACCUGUGCCGCAAACUCAACAAGCCCUUCCUGGACUAUGGGGAGACAGUGAGACACAGCCUGGAGGCCAGUCCCAACGCCUGGCUGCGCAGACACGCACACUGGGGCAGGCGCACGAUCAUCUUCUUCCUGGUGGUCACCCAGCUGGGCUUUUGCUGUGUGUACAUCGUGUUCCUGGCCGACAACCUGAAGCAGGUGGUGGAGGCGGCCAACAGCACGACGACCGACUGCGGGGCCGGGCAUGCGGCUGAGCUGGUGCCCACGGUGGACUCACGCCUCUACAUGCUGGGCCUGCUGCCUGUGCUGGGCCUGCUGGCGAUGUUCCGGAACCUGCGCGUGCUGACGGUGCUCUCGCUGCUGGCCAACGCCAGCAUGCUGGUCAGCCUGGCCAUCCUGACCCAGUACAUCGUGCAGGAAAUCCCAGAUCCCAGCCGGCUGCCACUAGGGUCCAGCUGGAGGACGUACCCGCUCUUCUUCGGCACGGCCGUGUUCUCCUUCGAGAGCAUUGGCAUGGUGCUGCCCCUGGAGAACAAGAUGAAGGACGCCCGCCGCUUCCCGACCAUCCUGUCGCUGGGCAUGGCCCUGGUCACUAUCCUCUACACACUAGUGGCCGUGCUGGGCUACCUGCGCUUUGGGGAUGAGAUCGAGGCCAGCAUCACCCUGAACCUGCCUAACUGCUGGCUGUACCAGUCUGUGCGCGUCCUCUUUGUCCUGGGCAUCCUCUGCUCCUACGCGCUGCAGCUCUACGUCCCUGCCGAGAUCAUCGUCCCCUGGGCGCUGGCCCGGGUGCCCGAGCGCUGGGCCCUGCUGCUGGACCUGGGCAUCCGCCUGGCCAUGGUGGGCCUGACGGGCGUCCUGGCCGUCCUCAUCCCCCGCCUGGACCUGGUCCUGGCCCUGGUGGGCUCAGUGAGCAGCAGCGCCCUGGCUCUCAUCAUCCCGCCCCUGCUGGAGGUGGUCACCUUCUCUGCGGAGGGCCUGAGCCCCCUCACGCUCGCCAAGGACGCCCUCAUCAGCCUCCUGGGCCUCCUGGGCUUCGUGGUGGGCACCUACCAGUCGCUGGACGAGCUCCUCCGGCCGGAAAUCCCCCACUCCUCUACCAAUUCCACUGCCCUGAUGCAUUGA
Sorex fumeus (smoky shrew) is the source of this 1752-nucleotide messenger RNA. RefSeq names its product proton-coupled amino acid transporter 2-like. Lineage: Eukaryota; Metazoa; Chordata; Mammalia; Eulipotyphla; Soricidae. The record is from RefSeq and is a predicted model, not a curated record. Gene Ontology annotation, cellular component: vacuolar membrane. The coding region runs from base 1 to 1752 and encodes 583 amino acids. The transcript is spliced from 11 exons. Gene Ontology annotation, molecular function: glycine transmembrane transporter activity; L-alanine transmembrane transporter activity; amino acid:proton symporter activity. Gene Ontology annotation, biological process: glycine transport; proton transmembrane transport; proline transmembrane transport.